AUGGAUGGCGAGGUAUUAAUUACAUUAGUACAAAAUUACGAAGAACUAUACAAUCUAAAACAUUCGCAGUAUUCCAACCAACAGCGAAGGGAUAAUAUAUGGGAGGAGAUAGGAAACAUCAUGAAAUUGCCAAGUAAAAUGUGUCGCGAACGAUGGGCUCGAAUACGUGAAAAUCACCGCAGAGCUUUAAACUUGCGUAAAACCAAAAGUGGGCAAGCCUCAAAGAAAAUGAAAACGCCAAAGUUUGAUCAACAGUUGACAUUUUUGGUGCCAUAUCUUUUUGACGAAGAAAGCAGGCACUCAAAUAUCUCUAAACCUUCGAGUAAAGCUUCACCAAGCACUGCAGGUAGUGAAGUAGAAGAAAGUAAUCACGUUGAAGAGGAUUACAGUCAACCAGUAAACAAGGACACAUCGCUUCCUCCGGUGACUUCUGCAUCGUCCUCCAGUCGUUCUGCAAGUGCAGCCUCCUUCUGCGGCUAUGGUUCUUCAGGAUUACUUGGAAACAAGAAGAAGCCAAUCUAUGAAUAAUAAUACUACUAAAAGUGAAGACGUCUUAACAAACUUUUUCCUAUCCAUGGAUGAAACGGUAAAUGGAUUUCCGCCAAUGAAUCAACUUCAGAUUAAAUCCAAACUGUUUGAAAUGGUAAGUGCCGUAGAAUUGAAGAUGCUCUCAAGCGAAGCAAAUGCAGGCACCUUACAAAACUCGCUGCCUGUUGUCUCUCCGCAGAGUUUCAAGUCAGUUUCGUCUGCAUCAGCUUCAGCUGUUCCCUUCAAAACUACAGGUCAACCCCUAAAUAGCGAAGGCAUUUCUCAGGAGAAUACUUAUCAGCCCAACUACUAUGAUUAUCAUAACGGUUAUAAUUAAAAUGUUAAUAUUUUUUCUUUGCAAUUUUUGUAUAUAAAAAAAUUAAAAUUAAAUAAACUUACCGUAAGUCACUGCGAGUCGUUCUUUAGCUCCAAUAGCCCUUCUGAAUGUUGUAUUGUUUCUAUUUAAUUGAUGCCUUAGAAUAUCAAGAAGAGUUUUAAAUUUCUCAUGACUCAUUCGAAAAUACUGAAAAAAUUUCACUUCGUCCUCAACCAGAUCGGG
This is a messenger RNA of Psylliodes chrysocephalus, 1087 nucleotides long. Lineage: Eukaryota; Metazoa; Arthropoda; Insecta; Coleoptera; Chrysomelidae. The record is from the annotation of a GenBank genome assembly.